CCCUGCUCCAGCUGCCCCUGCCUCUAGCUGCCCCUGCCCCUGCCCCUUUAGUUCCUGCCCCUGCAGCCCCUGUCCCACCUGCCCCUGCUCCUGCAGCUCCUGCUGCACCAGCCCCUAUCCCUAAAAUGGCUGCCCCUGCCCCAGCUGUCCCUGCCCCUGUCCCUGCUGGUCCUGCUCCACUAGUGGCUCCUACUCCUGUUGUCCCUGCCGCACCAGCCCCUGCCGCUAUCAUGGUUGCCCCUACCCCAGUUGCUUCUGCUCCAGCUGCCCCUGCCCUAACAAUGGGUGGCCCUGCUCCAGCAGCGGCCACUGCUGCAGCUGCCUCUUCAGGUGAGGUGUUCUCCCCCGCUGCCUCCAUGUCCUCGGGGCCACAGCCCGCUCGUGCUGCUGGUCCAGUCCAUACAUCCAAGGCUGCCGCGCCCCUUGUGUCCCGCCAAGACUCACCACGAGAUGAUGACGACGACGACGACGAUGACACCAUACCCACACCAUCCACAGUGUUGGUGCCCCCUCAUGCUGCUCUCCGCAAACAGGCCGCCUCUCCCUCCCUCGCCUCCACUGAUUCCAAUGAGAGGCUCGUGCCAUCUGCUCCUGCUGCUUCUGGUCGUCCCCUGGCACUGGCUGGCCCUGCCCCUACAAUGGCCGCUCCUGCCCCUGCCGCACCAGCACCCCCUACCCCUAAAAUGGCUGUCCCUGCUCCGCCAGCUCCUGCUCUUCUGGCAGCCCCUGCACCUAGAAUGACUGUUCCUGCCCCUGUUGUCCCUACCCCAGCUGCCCCUGCCCCUGCUGCUCUUGCCCCUGCCCCACCAGCAGCCCCUGGUCCUAGAAUGGCUGCCCCUGCCCCUGCCGCUCCAGCCCCUGCCCCUGCUGCUCCUGCCCCUGCCCCACCAGCAGCCCCUGGUCCUAGAAUGGCUGCCCCUGCCCCUGCCGCUCCAGCCCCUGCCCCACCAGCAGCCCCUGCCCCUGCUGCUCCUGCCCCUGCCCCACCAGCAGCCCCUGGUCCUAGAAUGGCUGCCCCUGCCCCUGCCGCUCCAGCCCCUGCCCACCAGCAGCCCCUGCCCCUGCUGCUCCUGCCCCUGCCCCACCAGCAGCCCCUGGUCCUAGAAUGGCUGCCCCUGCCCCUGCCGCUCCAGCCCCUGCCCCACCAGCAGCCCCUGCCCCUGCUGCUCCUGCCCCUGCCCCACCAGCAGCCCCUGGUCCUAGAAUGGCUGCCCCUGCCCCUGCAGCCCCAGCCCCUGCCCCACCAGCAGCCCCUGGUCCUAGAAUGGCUGCCCCUGUCCCUGCCGCUCCAGCUCCUGCCCCACCAGCAGCCCCUGCUUUUAGAAUGGCUGCCCCUGCCCCUGCCGCUCCAGCCCCUGCCCCACCAGCAGCCCCUGCUCUGCCCCACCUGCCCCUGCUCCUAUCCAUAGAAUGACUGCCCCUGCCCCGCCAGCAGUUCCUGCACCAUCAACACUCCUUGUCGUUGCAGCUCCCCCAGUUCCCGCUUUCCCUGCAGUGAUGGCCCCCGCCGCCCCACUGAGCAAAUCUUCCGGUGAAAAGGUGUUGUCCUCAGCCUCCCUGCCUUCCGUGAAGCCACUGAAGGACCAGGUAAUGAUGCUGUCCUCGCUGGCAAUGGUGCAACACCCUGCUGCCAAAAUGAAUGAUGAUGACGACGACGAUGACGACGACAAGCGCUCAAAGGCAAGGAUGCACGGUAGCAGGCUUGCCAUCAAGACACCCCUCAAAGACUGCAAAGGCAAGUGUAUGUUCAUGACCAGCGACGGCUCCUGCUACCAAGACUACCUGUGUGCGUCCAAGAUGCUGUAAACACACACACACACACACACACACACACACACACACACACACACACACAAGUUAUGGGCAUUUUAAAGUAUAGCCACACACGCUUUAUAUCCUUAGAUUAAUCAGCCAAACUACAAACUAAGAAUAAUAUCAGGUUCUACUAAGAAAUAAUUUCAUAGUUAAUGAGCAAAUGAAUGCGUAAGUAGUCUAGGAGACAGACAGAAGACGGAAGUGGUUUGUUCGUCAGCUCAGCCCGUCCAUCGCAGCAAAACUACACUGUCAGAACAAUAAUCAUGUUGUCACUAACGUUCAUUGUAGACCAGGUUGUCGCUACCAUUCAUUGUAGCAUCAUGAUUAAGCUACACCAGUUGUUGAAGCAGCAAACCUAUGAUAUCAAUACCAUUCAUUGUAACGUAAUUAGGCUACCAAUACUAUUUACUGCAGCGCGCCAAAACACUCGGCUAUCAACAUUCAUCAUAACAUCAUAACUCCAAUACUAUUCGCAGUAGCAUCGUAAAUAGCGUUCAAAUAGCUCCAAAAACUGAUCAGGCUACCCAUACAAACAUCACACUACAUUUCAAGAUUCACAAACCCACUUACUGAUGUUUAUUACCCUUUCUGCAUAGACCACAACAGCACACCAAAGCCUGCAUGUUCACAUCACAUCACCACAUCACACCAACUCUCAUCUCCGUACUUGCUGCAUCAAGUUUGUUAGGACAGCGCCCACUGGUGUAUUCCCUUUCACUGUAUACCCGUGCAGUGCUUGUCAAUGACAGCUCUAUUCUUAGUAGCAAGGAGCAGGGAACUGUUUUAAAAGAUCUUAUUUAUCUAUUUAUCUCAUCAGGACUGUUUUUCAGGGGUUAGAUAAAUUCGUCGAGUUUUCAUGGAUCUUUUUUUAUUGGUUAAUUAACUCUGCUAUCGGUAUUGCUGUAAAUCUCACUAGUUUACUCUGUACUUUGUUUUAUUCUCUAGAAUCUAGAUAAUGUGCGCAGUAUAGUAUUCAUUAUUUUGUUAUAUAUGAAGUGUUACCAGAUUCAUGACAAAGCAAUAAUGAAACACUUUCAAAACUAUUAUAUUUGUGUAUUUGAUUAAUAAUGAUGAACAAAACUUUCAUAUUUACCCCGAUUCAAGAUAAUUCAUCACGGUUCCUUGACUCAAAGCUCCCUGCUGUACGAAUACUUGAAGCAGCUCUCUCAUUCCUUGUUAUGUCAUGAUUAUGUUUAGGCUACAUACCUUGUUAUAUUAUAAACAUGAAUAAAGUAUUUACUAUU
Messenger RNA from Portunus trituberculatus (swimming crab), 3059 nucleotides. RefSeq names its product vegetative cell wall protein gp1-like. Bases 126 to 1409 code for a protein of 427 amino acids. Lineage: Eukaryota; Metazoa; Arthropoda; Malacostraca; Decapoda; Portunidae. The transcript has a single exon. The record is from RefSeq and is a predicted model, not a curated record.